This is a messenger RNA of Spirometra erinaceieuropaei, 270 nucleotides long. The record is from the annotation of a GenBank genome assembly. Lineage: Eukaryota; Metazoa; Platyhelminthes; Cestoda; Diphyllobothriidea; Diphyllobothriidae.
AUGUCCCUCUUUACUUCUAUCCCCCAGGAUCUGGCAAUCGAGACCGUCCAGCUACUCCUACGAAACAAAUACGAUGAAACGGAGAAUCGUCUCGGACAUGCCCAAGUCCUUCAGCUCCUAAAGUUCUGUCUCAGGACGUACUUCACGUUUGACGGCACAAUCUACGAGCAAGUGAAGGGAACACCAAUGGGCUCGCCGAUUUCGGGAUUCAUCGCCGAGGCGGUGCUACAGCGGUUGGAGUCGCUGGUCUUCCAACACCACAGACCGUAA